This is a messenger RNA of Osmia lignaria (orchard mason bee), 10030 nucleotides long. RefSeq lists its product as uncharacterized. NCBI's taxonomy places the organism in Eukaryota, Metazoa, Arthropoda, Insecta, Hymenoptera, Megachilidae. Gene Ontology annotation, biological process: actin filament-based movement. The record is from RefSeq and is a predicted model, not a curated record. Gene Ontology annotation, cellular component: actin filament.
CCGCCGCCGUUGCCAUCGCCGUCGUCGCGUCAUUCCGCGCCAUUCGGUGAUUUGUUUUGACAUGUGUGUGUUCUGCCAUAUUGGAUUAUUACAUCAAAUUCCAAGAAAAGAACAGGCGCGAGUUUCGCGCUGAACAGGUCGGGGGCGGUCAAUGCCCGAUGGCGUGGACUGGAACGCAACGCUGGAGAAAUCCUGCUCCAGAAGGUGACGAUGUGCAGCGAUCGAUCGAGCUGUUGGACAAAGUGCUGUCAGAGUACGACGAGCACGAAACAGAGGGCGAAGGCGGUGGAGGCGUCGUCGGUGUCGGCGUCAGCGUCAGCGUCGGCGUCGGCGUCGGAAUCGGUGUCGGAAGUGGCGGCAACGGAGGCGGGACCGGCACAGGCGUUGGAGAUUGUGGCAGCAGCACGGAACCGAAUAUUGGUCUCACACCCGACGACGAAAGUCCGUCCUUAGGACAUCAAUCCGAGGACGACGGUUACAUGAGCAUGAAUGGACGGAAGGCAAAGAUGGCACUGGUAGCGUUACGUCCAGUUCCGGAUUGUCCAGAGCCUCAGGAUCUCGUUGGAAUAUCCAGGCAACAAUUUCCUCCGCCACCGGAGGAAGCCGAGCGAAUUAUCUCCACUUUGUUACCGAUGGUAUCGCCUGGAAAUUCGUCCAAGAGAACCGGUCGUUCGGCCGAUCGUCGAAAUGGACGACAUCAAUGGAUGAUGGCUAUGCAAGAUAGCAUACGACAAGGAAACGGUGCCGCGAUUACCACUCAAACCACUCUCCCCAAAACGCGACACCAGAGACCGUAUGGAUGGGAGAACGGUCACGGUAGCGAACCCCUCAAACUCGCUCAUCCUCCGAGCCCUCCGAGCAAAUUUGCCAGCUUGCCUUACGACGGCAAGAUAUCGUUCGGAUGGAUUCCGCCGAGGACCAAUCCGACUACCGUCGAGAAACACCGCGAGGUUAAACGUCGAUCAUCCGAAGAGGAGGAGGAGGAGGAGGAGGAGGAAGAUGAGAACGGAGUCGAGAGAGAAAAGAAGCGGUUCGAGAAAGAUCGCGCUUCCCAUUUGCGAAAGCAACGUCAGAAUAAUGAGAUGACAAAAUCGAGUAGCGUGGAAGAUCGGCUACUGAUGAAUCAUCAACGAAACGUCGAUGAAAAUGAAGGAAACGAUCGAAAUGAUCGAACAAGAACAGACUCGGACUCGAGCGAGGGUAGAUUUUCGAGAAACUCAGAGUCCGAGAGAUCCUCGAUCCCUCGUUCCAGUUCGGUCAGCGUCGAGAGAUUCUCGAUGCGAGCCACCUGCGAUUCGUCCGACUUCUCCAGAGCCAAUUCAACCUCCAACGAAAGAUUUCACUCGGAUUUCUCGAUAGCCGUGGCCAGCGCCAGCUCCAACGAUCGCGUCUCCAUGCCGACCUCUGAUCCUUUCUCGAUUCGAAACUUGGAUUUUGUCUCGUACUCUCUGCCGAACCGAGCCGACUCGAGUGAAAGAUUUUCCGCCCCGACCUCGGACAGAUACUCCGAGGAACGAUAUUCCGACAUGUUCUCGACCAGAAACUCGGAUUUCUCCACCCGAAAUUCAACCGACUUUCGAACCCAGUCCGAGGAGGAACGAUUCUCGGACGACUCUUUGGAAGAACUUUUGCCUCCUCCUCCUCCUCCUCCUCCUCCUCCUCCGAUCAGCAAGAGACAUUCGAUCGCUUGGGAAGUGCCCUUGGAAGACGAUCCCCUUUACGCUCCUGGAAGCACCAAGGUGAUCGGUAGGAGACGACGAAAGAGCAGCGACGUAUCCAGCGUCGGUUCCGCGUCGAAAUUACGCGACCUGGACGAUGAGUGGCAGGACCCACGACUUUCCACCACCGACGACGAUCUGGUAUCACCGUACUCGGAUUCCUCGACGAACGAGCUCGAUCAAAUACGACCGGAAGCUUUCACGAAAAACGGCACUUACGUGAUACGUCGCGGUCGAAAGAAGGAAAGGAAAGGACUGCCGAAAGCCCCUAGCAAAACGAAAAGCUUGUCCUUUGAAAACACCGAGAAGAAUCGGUUGUCCGAGGUGAAACGAUACUCGAGCACCUUCGACAACAUCAAAAGUCUUUUAAGGGAGAAGAAACUGGAAGCAACCAACGAUCAUCCACCGAAUCAAGUCGAAUUCGCUUCGUCCCUCCUUCCUCCCGAUCUGGUCAGAGUGAUCUCGCUUCCAGCGAUCAACGACCAAGAAGCCGACGACGAUCGAGGACAACUCGAGGUGACGGUAGAAGAAGAGGAAACGUCGGAUCUAGACUCGGACAAGGAUAAAAAGAGGCGCGAAGAGGUAGUCGAGCAGCUGGCGCGAUUUUCCUCUUCGGGCUUCGCCGCCUCGUUCUCCUUGUCGUUGUCGUUGUCGUUGUCGACCACCGUGGACGACGAGAACGAUCGUAACCAAGAAAACGUCCAACGAAUCGGUACCACCUGCAACGGAGGAACAUCUCUGUCGGCCUCCAACAGUUACUCGAAAGGAUUCGCUCGAGAGGAACAGCCGAGCGCGAAAAAGUCUUCCAAUUGUAGUAGCCUGGCCGUCCUCGGUAGCGAACAUCGACUAGCCUCGAAAAUACCUGUCAACCUUUUGAUCGAAGACCAGAUCGUAAAGAAAGCGUUAAAGGAGAAUCGUCGGCAACUGGAAAAAGUAAGCGACGCUAUCAAGGAGAUCGAAAGCGUUAAGAACAGCGAAUCGUACAGUGAGAACAAACGAUGGAAAACCACCGAUGGAAAACAUCCAACCAAGAGGAACAGUCUCGAGAUCGAUCAGAACGAACGACAAUCGAUCGACGAUGUAAACUUACAGGCAGAAGAAGCCCGCGCGAAAAAACAACGAGACUCGGACAACUCGGUUGAUUCGGACGCGGACACGGACGCGGACGCGGACGCGGACGCUUCCAAGGCCAGCCCGAAAACAGAAAAUUUUGACGGAAGAAGAGCAAACGGAACGGACGUUCAUUCUUCAGGGAGAAGAUCGCGACAGAAGACAAGUGCCGUUAACGCCGCAGUCGCUGUCGCUGUCGCUGUCGAAAAUCAUAGAAACGAUCAGAAAGAAAUCGAGAAUGUGAUCGACGCUAUUCUCCAAGAUUCGAAAAAUACAGAUUUUCAGGUGAGCGUCGAGGUUCUAGAAUUUCCACCAUUACCACCUUCACCCGUCGAAGAAGCGGACGAGGAAAGCUCGGAUAUAGGACAAACCGGUCUAACUGCUCCGAAAGCUAAAAGCCAUAACAACCGAACGAUGGAGUACAGGCCUAGAGUUCCACCGCAUCGUGCUGCCCCACUUGCUUCUUCCUCCGAUUCCAAAGAUCACUUUCAAACCUCUCUCAACACUAGAUCCAUGGACGCUGGAUUUUCGCGGGGUAGGCGUAGUACACCUACCGCCGGAAAUUCCACCAGACGAGAGCAAAUACCGGUGGAAAGACGUACUCUACCUACGGAUUUACCCGGACCUUCGCGGCGACGACCUUUCACGAAAAGGCACUCACCGUCGACCGAGCCGUGCGCGUCUUCCGAUGGAAGUGCUACCGCCACGGCAAUUGCAAAUGGUCAUGGAAGUGGAAAUGGAAAUGGAAAUGGAAAUGGAAAUGGAAAUGGAAAUGGAAACGGAAGCAGCAACGGAGCUUGUAGUAGCGGUGGUGGUAAUGGUGGAACCUCCACCACGAACAACGUGGCGACCGGUUCCGGGAUGCAGACUUCUUGUUCCCUUCCGGAAACUCCUGUUUUCGCUAGAGGCAGCGACAUUCCUAGAACUCCUCAACAUGCAAACAACUCGACGCAAAUGCGUCGACAACCUGGUUGGUACGCUCCAACCACCGCUACCACCGGGUAUCGACGAAACAAUCCAGGUUUGGAACAGGCGAUAAUCGGUACGGAGUUGCUCCGAUUAGCGGGUGGUCCGAGUCGAGGAUGGUAUCCGACCAGGAAGGCGAAUCAACCACGACCGGCUUCGAUCGAGCAUCUGGAGCGGCUGAACAACGCGUACGACGCACGGCUAGUCGGAACCGGGGACCAGAGGAAACCGCUCACUUUGCCUACAAACAUCACACCGAACAAAUACUUCGGCCAAAGUAAGCACAGCUCCGCCUCCAGUACUCGCGAGGCGCUACGCAGGGUCACUAGCUUGCUCAUCAAGAAAGGAAGCGGAAGCAAGGACAGCAAGGGUGGAAAGGAGGGCGGAUCGUCGUGCGGUCCUUACGCCGCGGCCGAAUGCGGAGAUGCGCCAAAGAAGAAAGGAUUUUUCAAAGGUUUCUGGAAGAGAUCGCGUCAUUACUCGCUGGAGAACCAAUAGCCCAGGGUAAGCGGUAAGGUGACGAGCCACCAGCGACAGAGACACGCGUUACGCCAACAUCACCAUUAUCGACAGCAACGCGUCCCUACCACCGCUUUGACGAACAAUGCUUGUUGCUGCAUUGUCCAGUAGCGCAUCGAUACCGCUUCGUGCUAAUUCUUCCAGCGACAACAUUCGCGUCCUUCUUCGUCCAUUUCGUCGACCUUUUAGUAAGUCAGUCGCCCUCGACCGGUGCCGUGGGGUACCAGCCCCCAAAGAUCCAACCAGCUACACCAAUCCGUGGGUAAAUCUUAUUCACCUAAUUUACACUUUCGUUCUUCGUUCUUCGUUCUUCUUUCCUUUCUCUUUCACUGUCACUUUCACUAUCACUUUCACUAAUUCACUUUCUUUACCUAUCCUAUCGAAUCGUUUGCUCUCGUUAAAGACGCUUCGAUCGAAAUUCGGGUCCUCUUCCUUUACCCUGUGUCGGUCGUUUCUUCUUUUCGAAAAAUCUCUUCUCCCUAACUUAACUUUCUAAAAAUCGCUUCUGAAACGCGCGCACGCUUUCUCUAAGCGAAUUACCUCUAACCGUAUAUAAUAUAAUAAAGUCAAACUGUCGUACGCGUAACGUAACUUUUACUUUACAGAAAUUCACCGGUUAAGUCGUAAUAAUCUCAGCGAGGUGGAAGGUAAGAUCGAUCCUAAAUUGGAACGAGUGCGCGCGGCUCUACUCGAGAGUAGAUAGUCGUAAAAAUCACAUCACUCACGAUCAGAUCAAAGACCGUGUGGCUAAUCUAAUCGGUCGUCCGAUCGUUAAAUUGUCUUUAAUCAUGAUCAAACGAGAGCUAGCUACCCGUUUCUUUCCCAUCUUUCUUCAACGCGUACUCAACGCGGAAAUCCUACGUUUGUUAGAAAGACUAACUCCACCUACUCGAACUAUUGGAAUAUUAAAUAAAACACUUUGCACGGUGUUAAAUUCUCACUUCUGAGAAAUCUGCAAAGUCACGAGGAACGUGCCGAACGAUACAAGUAUCGUAAGACAAGCCCUUAUUAUCGAUAAUUCUGUAAUUUCACGCUAACGACUCUUAACAGGUUAUCUAUAUUGUAUAGACAUUAUUUUGAUUACAUUACUAUUUCUACCGCCAACACUACUAUCGUCGUCAUCGCUAUUUGCUAUCGCUAUUGCUAUUACUAUUAUAGGGUUAUCCAAAAUAGCCAGACUAUAGGCAGUUUUUUUAAAUUAUGAGUUAUUAUCCCUGACAAUUAUCUAUGAAAAAUUACAUCUGCCAAAUGACCACCACGACCACCUUUGCAGACAUCAACUCGUAAAUGAACAUUUUCGCAUAUUUGCUCGUUUAAUUUACCAACUUCAUUUGUAAUAUUGUUUUUGAGGUCAUGAAUCGUUGCUGGUUUGCUGGCAUAAACUUUACUUUUCAAAUAACCCCAAAGAAAAAAUUCGAAUGAGGUGAAAUCACAUCACCAUUCCUUGAAAUUAAUCGACCAUUGAAUUUCGAUCGCAAUAAACUGAUGUUUUCACGUGUUAUGUGUAAUUUCAGCCAUAAAUAAUCAGUAAUCAUUUCACUGUAACUGCAUCUUCUUUCUCGUUUUCGAAAAAGAAUGGACCGAUUACGCCUUUUUUUGGAUCAAGUGAUUUUUCUUUAAUAACUCUUGUAACUCAUAUAACUCAUAUCCGACAAUUUUGCUUAUUGACAUGUCCAUCCAAUGUGAAGUGAGCUUCAUCGCUCAAGAUGAUGUUGCGUGAAAACAAUUGAACGUUGUUCUAACAACCAAUCACUGAAAUUUCUGCGUUGCAAAUGGUCACGUUCUUUCAAUUCUUGUGUUAAUUGAAUUUUAAAAGCAUGUAAAAGAAAUGCUCUCAACUCUUGAGAACAGCAGCAAUGUUUUCAAUCGUAUACGACUCCAUUAUUAAAAUUGUCUAUCAUUGUAGGAUAGAAACAAAAGAAAGUGAAACAUGGCGUUUGACAGAUGUUCUCUCAUUCAACAUCCUAAAGAUAUAUUUGGAUAACCCUUUACUAUUACUAUUACUAUUACUAUUACUAUUACUAUUACUAUUACUGCUGCCAUUACCUAACACAGCCAUCGUUAUCAUCAUCAUUAUUUAUUACUAUUAUUAUUGUCAUUAUCGUUAUCAUCCUUGUUAUUAUCAUUGUUGCUAUUACUAAUGUCACUUAUGACCAUCUAUUGCUCGACAUAUUAGCGCUGCUGCUAUCAUCAUCGUUCUCAUCAUUUUCAUUUUCAUCGUCAUCGUCAUCGUCAUCGUCAUCGUCAUCGUCGUUAAUCGUUUAAUAUAAUUAUUAUUUUAUUUAUUGUUUUUAGUAUUAUAUUUAGAGUUGUUAUAAUCUCAUUCGUCGUUAUUACUGUUUACCCAAACACCUUUAUCGGAUACAUCACAUUAUACACAUAUAAUUAUAAACUAUGAAUCAACAAUUUAACGUACAAAUGAAUUCCUGUUAUCAGUAAUCGAUAUUAUUAUCAUUAUCAUCGUCAUUAAUAUAUCAAGAAAAUGGAGAUUAUAUAGGUAGUAAUGUAACGAAUGAUGGCGAUAAUAACGAUAACUCGUAAAUUUAUGUUUAGUAAAAUUUUCAGUUCGAUGCUUCUGUUUAGUAAAAUUUUCUUUUCGAGAAGAAUGUUGAAUGCCAAAGAUUGUCUGGCGGUAUGUCGAGUUCGAGCGUACAGUUAUCGUUUCUUACUCUCUUGCUUCUAUCUAUUUAUUUGUAUGGCUAUUUAAUUACCAAUCGAUCGAACGAUUUAAACCUGUAUCGGAUUUCUUCACGAAACUAAAAAUGAAAUUGAAACUCGAGCAUUUAAGCAAAUCGUUUCAACGUUCACGAACAUGGCGACGCGAGCACGACGAUUGCUUCAAAGAUAACUGGUAUGUAUCAAGGAACACGUAGAAAGGAAAUAAGGAAGAAGGAAAUACGAUAACUAUUUAUCCAACCGCAAAAUAGGUUCGAAUAAACUCGCGGUGAUAUUAUUUUCUUCCUGCGGCGUAUACAUACAUUAUAUAUUAUAGUUUAGCGCAAUCUUGCUCUGCAGUGUAUAAUGGAUCCUGUAAAUAACGAUUGCAAUCGAGGAUACGUAGAAAGACAAAAGGAUAAAGAAGAUGCUGUUUAACGCGACGCGACGCGACGCGACGCGACGGGUGAUGAUCGCGUGGAUACAGUAAGAAUGGGCAUUCGAGAUGCAUCGGCCGAGGAUUGCUUGAGCCUGAAACAGCUCUGUCGUGCUUUCUUGCACAUCCGUUGGCACGCAUGCACACCUACCUGAUAAGACUUCCUAAGUUAACAAAUAGUUUAACAAAGAUUAAUGCUAUUCGAAUGAAAUGCCAAUUAAACGAACCUUUGUAAAGCAUUUUAGCCAAAGGUGGUAUCUCAUUUUGCAUACACCUUUCGUUAAUUUCGAUGAAAUAACAAACCAUCGGUUUUCGAGGCUUUUCCUUUCGUUUCACAAUCGAUUCGUCUUGCCGCUGCAUCUAACCACGACGAAAAGAAUAAGGGCUACGUCAGCUUACCCAGCUUGUAUUAGCAACUUACACAAUUGAUCGUGAGUGAAAGAGAGGGAGAGCAAAGUUUAUAAAGCAAAGAAAUUCCAGUUGUUGACAAUCAACAUGACGAUUAUGAAAAUAAGCUCGAUUCGUAAACGCGUUCAUCGCGAUAUCGAGGCUAACUCACAAUUUCACAAGUUUUUAUGAUAAAACGUAUUAGGGCUAGUCGAUGGAAUCGUUUGACGAAUCGAAUGCUUCACGCUACAACCUAUGGUACUAACACAAUAUCCUCACGAUUAUUUCAUAAUUCUAAUUCUAAUUCUAAUUGUAAUUACAUCGAAAUCUUCCGAUUAAGUUUUGCGUCUAGGUGCCAUUGGUUUCUACUUCGAUACACGUGCCUAAUACAUCCCGCUGUCCGAUCGCUGUCCGAUCGCUGUCUUCACCAGAAGACGGAUAUUUUCUUUUAUGCGUACCCUAUUCGCUGCGGCGUUUCGGGCAGAAUCGUUUCUUCGUUUACCCUUGCGCAUCGAUUAUUCUUCUCGAACGCGAGACAGACUACAUAGAAUCGUUCGUCGCAUUUCUUGCUUCGAAUAGAAAGUAUUAAAUCUUGGAAGAAACUUGAAGAAAAUGAAAACGUUCAAAUGAAAGAGUAGCCUAGAAGAUGAUAGUCGAUAGAAAACACAGAAAUUGAAAAAAAAAGUAACAAAAUGAUGACGAUUUUAUUUAGGAUAAUUAGAGAUAAUAACGUUUUUUAAGAACAACUCGAUACCGAGUAAAUAAGCGAGAACGACUUUUAUGUAAAUUUUCUUAAUAAUUUUGUAUAAAGUUUUAUUUAAAGUUUCAAUCUACCAAUAAAUUGAACGAAAGUUUAUAAAAUAAAUGAAAACCUGUCUUGUGUCGUAUUAUUUUUCAAGCUGAAUCUGUAAUAUUGUGCGCUAACGCGUUACAUCUGGUAAGUGAUUAAUCCGUGGAAAAAAAAACGAAAGAAACGAAUUUCGGAUCGAUACUUUCCAAUCGAGUAUAAUGGUCGAGAAGGAAAAUUUUGAAAAAAUGGCCAAUAAAUUAACGGAAAAUGAGAGAAACGCGAGCAUUAUCGACUAUGCUUGAAAUUUUAUAGGAACAACUCGAUGCGUGUGUAAAUCGAAUAAAAACAAAACGCUCCGUUACACCGCUUUAUACAAAUUUAUUGUUUCCUUAAACAUUAAUCGUGUUACGAUUUCAAACAUUUUCUCGACAUAUGCAAAAGAAUCUUAAGAGCAAGUAUAUCGGCUUUACAAAGUUACUAAGUCUAAUUUUAACCGACCAAAUUUAUCCAUUUCUCUAUCUCGCUCCCACUCCCUUUUUCUUUUUCUCUCUCUCUCUCUCUCUUACUCGCGCUUUUAUUCUUCUUUCUUCUUAGGACCUUAGAGUUGGCUUCUCUCUUUGCAUUUUAAGAGGUAGAAAUCUUGCGCGUAUAAAUUCUUGACUCUAUCGCUCGUUCUCAUUCGUUCGUUCGUUCGUUCGUUCACACGCGCAUACACCCUCCUCUUUUCUUCUCAUUGCGUAGCUAGAUGCACGAUAAAUCACGAAAAAACGGGAGUCGUCGGAUUAUGGAACGAAGGAAUCGAAAACUCUUUCUCUUUCUCUUUCUCUCUGCUCAAACGAAACGAAAACUUUAAAAUAUAUGUAUAUGAGACAGAUACGAAUACGUGGACGACGCUUGGGAGUUACCUUCAAUUACAAUUAUUACUUCAAAGUUUAUUCCUUAUUUCGUUAUCAAUAAAAAUCGUUACAUAGUAGUUUGGGUUGCUGCUUGACGCCAGACGAAUCGACAAGCAACCGAUUAUAGUAAUAGUAAUAGCGGUAAUAUUACAGUAAUAAUAAAUGGUAGCGGUAUCGUGUAUAGGAUGUAUGUGACUGUGCGAGGGUGUUUCGGUGUAACGUGUACGAGGCUGCGCAAGUCAAAUAUGAGUACACGGCAAAUCUUCAUUUUCUUCUUCUUCUUCUUCUUCUUCUUCUUCUUCUUCUUCUUUAUCUUCAUCUUCAUCUUCAUCUUCUUCUUCUUCUUCUUCUUCCUUUUCUUUUUCUUCGAAUCCUUUAUUUUUCUUUUACUUUUCAAUUCUUUCGACUUCAUAUUUCGAUGAGAAUAUCUUCUUCUACACUGAUUUUAUCAUCGAAUCCUCUUGCUGUUUCUUAGCAGAUAUUUCUGUUCUAUUCAAACGUAAUACACUUUGGGUAACGAGUACCGAUGAUAAUUAAGCAGCUGCGAGAAUAA